Diversispora eburnea is the source of this 546-nucleotide messenger RNA. NCBI's taxonomy places the organism in Eukaryota, Fungi, Glomeromycota, Glomeromycetes, Diversisporales, Diversisporaceae. The record is from the annotation of a GenBank genome assembly.
AUGAGUUCGGUGACGACGUUUAAUUCAUCAUCAUCAUUUUCAUCGCCUAAAGAAAUUAGAUAUGAUUUCGCUUUAGGCGAAUUAAACAAAAUAUUAUUUUGUAUUGAUAAAAAGAAAAAAAUUCCAAAAAAAGAAACAAAAGAUAGAUUUGAAUAUUAUAAACAAUUAAUUCUUAAAAAUAAAUCAUUAUCAUCUGAAGAAAAAAUUUAUUUAAUAAAUCUAUUAAAAGAAACUGUUGAUUAUUUAAAAAUAACCUCCAAUACUACUUCUCAUACCGUUACGACUACCAACGAUGCCAUCAACAGUACCGUUACGACUACCAACGGUACAAUCAACAAUACCAUCAACAAUAUCGAUACAACAUCCACAAACACAAAAAAUAACGAUAAAACAACUACCAGCGGUGGUGAUGGACCAUAUUUUCAAUGGGAUAGUGAACAUAAAAAAUUAAUAAGAUUAGGAUCCGAAAAUGUAAUUUUGAAAAAUUUGAAGAAUAAUAAUAAUAAUGAUUCCAAAAAUUCGAAUGAAGAUUGGUUACUUAAGUAA